Cylicostephanus goldi is the source of this 845-nucleotide messenger RNA. Lineage: Eukaryota; Metazoa; Nematoda; Chromadorea; Rhabditida; Strongylidae. The record is from the annotation of a GenBank genome assembly.
AUGAGAGCGUCUUUGUUCCGUAACGUCAUCAGGUAUCUAACAGCUGAUAACGCCGUUUCCGUACGUCGUUGUUCUUCCUACAAAGCAGCAAAUCCUUCUCCACAAGAGGCUUCCGAGUCGAUGGAGAAUUACGAAGAACGAGCGAAAAGUUUCUUCGUUUUCGAGCAAGUCGAACCCGAUGUCUUCAGAACAUCGAAUCUGAGCACCCUGCGACAGGGUUCGGCCAAAGCUGCAUAUGGUGGCCUUAUUUUUGCACAGGCUUUGGCUGCUGCUGAAGAAACUGUUGAUGAAAAGUUCAAACCUCAUGCUAUGCAUUCUUUCUUCAUACUGAAUGUCGAUACCGCCAUCCCUGUCCAAUACCAAGUGCGCCGUGUUCGAGAUGGUCGUUCUUUUUGCACGCGUACGGUAGAGGCUGUACAGGAAGGAAAAGUUGCUUUCAUCCUACAAGUUUCCUUCCACUUGGUGAGAAUUCGAUAUCUUGAGAUCCCUGACACUAUGCCCGAUGUUCCAUCAUGGAAAGAGCUGAAGUGCUUGUCAGAUGUUAUUCCUUAUUUGAAGAAUGAGAUAGCCGAAGGAAGACUGAACGUCACUCCUGCCGUGGAGAAACGAAUAAAAUUCUACGAAAGUCGGGAAGAAGCAAAGGAAUCUGAUCUGUUUGAGACAAGACCAGCCGACGUUGAAAGUUACGUUGGCAUAGGUGAUGAGGGUCAAUCUAGAACUUUUUAUUCUUGGUUCAAGGCACUUGGAGACCUCGGUGACUGCGAAAAGUUGCACAGGUAUCUUGUUGCGUUCAAUACAGAUGGAACCAUGGCAGGAACAGCUUUUCGCCCACAUUUUUGGUAAGU